AUGGCGGAAUCAAGCCAUCCCCAAGACGGUAAACUUUGCGACUUUCUCAGCGGCCACGACAAAGAAGAGACGAGGCCAAUCAUCGAGAGUAUGGAGAAACAGAUUGACCUCAGACACGAGACUACUUCCAAUUUUCCAGAGUCCUCGUCUCCCCUCGAAAAUCAGACUGGUUUCGAUCUUUCAAAGGCCUCUCCUCAUCUCCAAGAUGAGACCGCUCCCGAUUCUCUGGAGUCCCCGUCUUACCUCAAAGAUGAGAGUGUGUCUGAUCCUCCAAUGGCUUUCUCCAAUCUGGAAGAUGAGAUCGAUUCUGAUCCUCUGAAAUCCUCUUCGCACUUGGAAAACGAGGCGGCUCCCGAUAUUCCCAAGUCCCCUUCUCACCUCGAAAACCUGCCCGCUGAGCUCCGAUUUCUUGUCCUUUCAUGGAUGCCCGACCUGCCAACACUUCACAGUCUCGUACACGCAUCUCCCGUGCUGCAUGCGCAAUAUCGAGAGCACCGCGACACCCUUCUUCUCACCUGCUUGAGUAGGGAGCUUGACGGAUAUUAUGUUGAUGCCUACGCCACUCUGAUGUCUCGGGUAGCAGUACUCGGACGUCGGCGAACAGACGAACUAUGCGAAGAAUUCCUCCUUAAGAAUUACGACGUCUACUUAUCGGGGUCAAAGCACACCAAGGACCUCACUAGACCCAGUGGUGGGCAGAUUCGCUGGAUGGCGGCCUUCCACGACUCUGUAGCUCGACCCAUUGCUCGUCUUUAUGCGAAGUGGGCGCUGGAGAAUCUCUGCAAGGCGGCUGCGUCAGAAACGUCUUCUAUUUCAUCAAGUGUCAGUAUGGAGGACGCGAUGAGUCUGACCCGAAGCGAAGAGAUACGCGUGUAUAGGGCCAUCUACCGCUUCGAGACGUAUUGUCACCUAUUUGGCCAUAACAAGGGCACGCGGGUCUAUGGCUUCCGUGGUGAUAAGAUUUGUGACAUUUUUUUCGGCAUGUUUGACCCCUGGGAUGUAGAGGCUCUGGCUUCCAUCUACUCAUUCGUCAAACACAAGUACGAUGAGAUUUUCGAUGAGGUGAAGGAAGACGUUUCGGAUACCAACCCAAGAUUUCGGAAUCCAAGUUCAGGGUUGACACUAUUCGAUUCCUGGGAUCUUGUCACGCUACACGAUGAGAUCAUGAGCGGCACAGCUGCGCGAGGCCUCAGGCCUUUGAUGCGUCUGCUACUAAUCAAAGACCAUGAGGCACUGGUUGAAAAGACCAUCUCUACAUUUGCUACUGAUCGGGACAUUGACGAGUGUCUUGACGAAGUACUAGGGUGGGCAUCGCAACAUGAGAGACGGCUUACAUCGCCGCGAUUCCCAACAGCCAGGGACAAGCUCGAACGGAAGAAGGCUUCGAUGGAGUUUACAGGCGAUGGCGUGCCGCCCAUCUCACCGCCGCUGGCGUGGGUACUUUUAUGGAAUGGCAAAUACUCCAAUGUCUUUGGAGGUUUUGUGCCGGGUAUAUUGAGGGAAUGGGGUUAUGUCAUGUGGGAUGAGCAGCGGUGGAACAAUAUGGGAGCGAAGAACCUCGUAAAUGAACAGUGGAAAUUGCAUCCGGAAAGUCUGGUUGAGACCAUGGAGACCAUUGUUCACUGGGAUCCAAUUGGUGGCGCCGAGGGCGAAGAAUCAUCUCAACCACCCCACUAG
Molecule: messenger RNA, 1677 nt
Organism: Colletotrichum orchidophilum
Lineage: Eukaryota; Fungi; Ascomycota; Sordariomycetes; Glomerellales; Glomerellaceae
Exons: 2
Coding region: 1-1677 (558 amino acids)
Source: RefSeq, a predicted model, not a curated record